Messenger RNA from Coffea eugenioides, 5986 nucleotides. RefSeq names its product sister chromatid cohesion protein SCC2. The transcript is spliced from 28 exons. NCBI's taxonomy places the organism in Eukaryota, Viridiplantae, Streptophyta, Magnoliopsida, Gentianales, Rubiaceae. The coding region runs from base 177 to 5546 and encodes 1789 amino acids. The record is from RefSeq and is a predicted model, not a curated record. Gene Ontology annotation, biological process: replication-born double-strand break repair via sister chromatid exchange; regulation of gene expression; establishment of protein localization to chromatin. Gene Ontology annotation, cellular component: Scc2-Scc4 cohesin loading complex. Gene Ontology annotation, molecular function: chromatin binding.
UUCUAUACGCUUUUCCCCGCCAUUUGUUUCUCCCUCUACACUCGGUCCCUUGCCCUCCUUUGUUUCUCUCUCUCUAGGGCUACCCUCAUCUCUAGUCACUCAUGGAAAAGCCCUAAUUCCUGCAAUUCAAACUGAUAAUUUUACAGCUUCAAUGAGAUUUUGACAGUUUCAAUUUUAUGGCGCGUCCUCCAACUUCUGGUACUGGCGGUAUUCCUCGGGGCAUCAGUCUUUCCAACUCACUCCACUCGGAAGUCGCUCCAUGCUUGCCUCUUCCGUCCCUUCCUGUUUUCUGUGGCGCGCUUGAUCAGGAGCUCCGGCUGUUCGAUGAGUUGCACAGUGCCGCUUCGAGAUCAGUCAAUCGAAUUGACGUUGUUAGCCAAGCUGGCAAGAUUGCUCAACUGCUUAGCAAUACUGACGUGUCUUACUUGAGUAUUAGAGGUGAUGUGUCUUCCCAACCCCAGGGAUUUGUCGGACAUCAUGACCUCUAUGAUGAAGUUUUGAGAUAUAAUUCUCAGGCAUUUGACUACAUUUCUCCAGGUCCUACAAAUGAGCCAAUCCCCAGCGGUAACUUGGCUGAAUCAAAACCUUGUGAGCAGAACUUACGUGAUCAGGUGCAUAGAGACAAUGCAGGAAUUGGGAGUAACCAACAUGAUGUGGCAGGAAUUCUUAAGCAUCAGCAGGGUUAUGAUAUGUCUAAUGAUGCUAUUAAUCAUUCUAGAAAACCAAAAGUCAGGAAGAAAGGCAAAGACAGCAUUCUGUCCUCAUCAACUGUUCCGGAUGCUAUUGAGCAGCAAGAUGCUGCCAUUGGAUGCUUCUCUGAAUUGUUGGAGGGCAUUUGUUGUAGAUCAGAGAUUUUUAGCGAUGACCGGGAUGAAGCAGAAUGGUUACCGUUAACUGUUGGUGAUCUUAAAACGGUUGUCAAUGAAAUUAUUUCCAUCCGAGCAAAGAGAAUACUACAUUUGGUUCCCAUAGAUAUUCUGUCAAGAUUCUUAAGGGUUUUAGAUCAUCAGAUUCAUCGAGCAGAAGGUUUAUCGAUUAAUGGCUCUGAACAUUCAGACUCAGAUGUGAUGACGUCCAUUUAUGUUGCUUUGGAAUCCAUUCAUGCAGCUUUGGCAAUUAUGGCUCAUACUGGCAUGGCUAAGCAACUUUAUAAGGAAGAGAUCAUUGAAAGGAUUGUGGAGUUCUCUAGGCAUCAGAUCAUGGAUAUUAUGUCAGCUUGUGAUCCAGCAUAUCGUGCUUUGCAUAAACCAAAUGAUAUUGGCGCUCCUGAUGAUGAUGAAGAUGAAGAAAUUGAAGGGGACUAUGGUUCAGCUAGUAAGAAACGGCGAACUACUAGGAAUCUUAAACUCAGAAAGUCAAAUCCAAACAAGGCAUCUGCUGUGGUGAAUAGUAUACUCCAGAAGCUUUGUACCAUUGUUGGCUUUCUUGAGGAUUUGCUGUCUAUAGAGCGCCUGUCAGACAGUUGUAUUCUCCAGCUCAUCAGGACUAGUUUCACAACAUUUCUAGUGGACAAUAUCCAUCUUUUGCAGCUUAAAGCAAUCAGUUUUAUUAGUGGGAUAUUUCAUACGUACACACAGCAUCGUGCUUAUGUGAUGGAUGAAGCACUACAGGUUCUUCUAAAGUUACCAUUCUCAAAGCGUGUACCCCGGACUUAUCAUCUCCCCGAUGAAGAGCAAAAGCAGAUUCAGAUCAUUACUGCUCUGUUAAUUCAAUUAAUUCACUGUAGUGCUAACCUUCCUGAGGUGUUAAGGCAAUCAAGUAGCGUUCCUUCUCUGGAGGUCUCUUUAGACACCAAUUAUCCUACUAAAUGUCAUGAGGCAAUUACAGAAUCCUGCUGUCUUUUCUGGAGUCGAGUUCUUCAGAGGCUUACUGGGUCAAAGAACCAGGAUUCAUCGGAGUUGAAGAUAAUGAUUGAGAAUCUUGUAGUUGAUUUGCUUGUCACUUUGAAUCUCCCCGAGUAUCCUGGUUCUGCGCCAAUUUUGGAGGUCCUUUGCGUCCUCCUCCUCCAGAAUGCUGGACCAAAAUCUAAGGAUAUUUCUGCUCGUUCAAUGGCCAUUGACCUCCUUGGCACCAUUGCCUCUAGGUUGAAACAUGAUGCUGUUCGUUGCAGGAAGGAGAAAUUUUGGAUAGUUCAUCAGUUAACAAGCGGUGAAAGCAGCUUUGUAAGUUCUGCAUGUUGUGUUUGUUUGAAUGCGAGGAAUGAAAAACAACUAUUUGCAUGUCAAGGUUGCCAGAGACUGUAUCAUGUUGACUGUAUUGGAGUUGGACGAAAUGAAGUUUCUACUCCCAGUUUCUAUUGUCAAAUCUGUAUUUGCAAAAAGCAACUUCUUGUUUUAAAAUCAUACUCUGAGUCGCAGAGCAAGGAUGAUGAGAAAAAGGGUCAUAAACUUUCUGGAAUGUCUUCCGACAAUUUUGAGGUCACAAAUUUGGAGAUUGUUCAACAAAUGCUCCUAAAUUACCUACAGGAUGCCAGUUCUGUUGAUGUGCAUCUCUUCAUCCGGUGGUUCUACAUCUGUAUAUGGUACAAAGAUGACCCAAGUGCUCAACAGAAGUUCUACUAUUACCUUUCAAGAUUGAGAUCCAAAGCAAUUCUGCGAGACUCUAGUACUGUUUCAACAUUUUUGGCAAGAGAUACGGUGAAGAAGAUAGCUUUGGCAUUGGGACAGGAUAAUUCUUUCUCCCGAGGAUUUGAGAAGAUUCUUCAAGUGCUUCUGGCAAGCCUCAGGGAAAACUCUCCAGUGAUUCGUGCCAAGGCAAUGCGAGCGGUCAGUAUAAUUGUUGAAGCUGAUCCAGAGGUCUUGCGUGAUAAGCUUGUUCAAACUGCCGUUGAAGGAAGGUUUUGUGAUUCUGCUAUCUCAGUUAGAGAAGCAGCACUUGAACUUGUUGGUAGGCAUAUUGCUUCGCAUCCUGAUGUUGGUUUACAGUAUUUUGAAAAGGUAGCAGAAAGAAUAAAGGAUACUGGAGUAAGUGUGCGAAAACGUGCGAUCAGGAUCAUAAGGGAUAUGUGCACUUCAAAUCCAAAUUUCGCAGAAUUCACAACUGCUUGCAUAGAUAUUAUCUCCCGUGUGAAUGAUGAAGAAUCCAGCAUACAGGAGCUAGUUUGCAAGACAUUUUAUGAGUUUUGGUUUGAAGAACCAUCUGGUACGCAAAGUCAUCAUUUUAAAGAUGGAAGUUCUGUUCCAUUAGAAGUAGCUAAGAAGACAGAGCAGAUUGUUGAGAUGCUGAGAAGAGUGCGCAGUUACCAACUCCUUGUAGUUGUCAUUAAGCGUAACUUAGUCCUUGAUUUUUUUCCACAAUCAGCUAAGGCUGUCGGGAUCAACCCUGUCUCACUUGCUUCGGUGCGUCGGCGAUGUGAGCAAAUGUGCAAGUGCCUGUUGGAGAAAAUAUUACUGGUAACAGAAAUGAGUAGUGAGGAAGGAGAUGUUCGCAUGCUCCCGUAUGUGCUACUCUUACAUGCCUUUUGUGUUGUAGAUCCUAUGCUAUGUGCACCAGCAUCUGACCCUUCUCUGUUUGUGGUCACUCUGCAGCCAUAUUUGAAAUCUCAGACUGACACUCGAGUUGCUGCCCAGCUAUUGGAGAGUAUAAUCUUUGUAAUAGACUCCGUCUUGCCCAUGCUUCGUAAACUUCCACCAAGCGUUGUUGAAGAACUUGAACAAGAUUUAAAGCAAAUGAUUGUCCGCCAUUCUUUCUUGACUGUUGUUCAUGCUUGCAUCAAGUGCCUGUGCUGUGUGAGCAAAGUAAUGGGGAAAGGUGCACAUGUAGUCGAAUUACUUAUACAGUUUUUUUAUAAACGUCUGGAUGCAUUGGGGCUCGACAACAAGGAGCAAGUAGGACGUUCUCUUUUCUGUCUUGGAUUGCUGAUACGAUAUGGGAGCUCGUUGCUUACUGCAUCUGCUUCCAGCUACAAAAAUAUAGAUGUCAUUAGCAGCUUGAAUUUGUUUAAAAAGUAUCUCCAGGCUGAGGACUUCAUUAUUAAGGCUAGAGCACUGCAGGCUUUAGGAUAUGUUUUAAUUGCUCGGCCUGAAUGCAUGCUAGAAAAGGACGUUGGGAAAAUUUUAGAGGCAACACUUUCUUCUAGUACUGAUGCUCGUCUCAAGAUGCAAUCAUUGCAAAAUAUGUAUGAGUAUCUUCUGGAUGCGGAAAGUCAAAUGGGAGCUGAUAAAGCUGGUAACAUGGAGGAUAUUGGCUCAACUGAUGAUGGCCACGGUGUUCCUGUAGCUGCAGGUGCUGGUGAUACUAACAUUUGUGGUGGUAUAGUUCAGUUGUAUUGGGAUAUGAUCUUAGGAAGGUGUCUGGAUGUGAAUGAACAAGUGCGUCAAUCUGCUUUAAAGAUUGUGGAAGUGGUUCUGCGUCAAGGUCUGGUGCAUCCUAUUACUUGCGUACCCUACCUCAUAGCACUUGAAACAGAUCCUCAGGAGGCAAAUGCUAAGCUGGCUAAUCAUUUGUUGAUGAAUAUGAAUGAGAAGUACCCAGCUUUUUUUGAAAGCCGUUUAGGAGAUGGUCUUCAAUUGUCAUUUGUGUUUAUGCGGUGCUUGAAUCAAAAUUCUUCUGCCCAUUUAGACCCAAAAGCUGUGUCAAAACUCUCUGGUAAUCUUAAAGGAAAACCUGAUGCUAGCCCCUUUGCUUAUGCGAGGCUUGGGAUUUCUCGAAUCUACAAGCUCAUCCGUGGUAAUCGUGUGUCCAGAAACAAGUUUAUGGCCUCAAUUGUUCGGAAAUUUGACAUGCCAAGCUGGAAUGAUUCUGUCAUCCCUUUCUUAAUAUAUUGCACGGAAAUUCUGUCAUUGCUCCCUUUUACAUUGCCUGAUGAGCCUCUUUAUCUCAUCUAUACUAUAAAUCGAGUUAUACAAGUUAGAGCUGGAAUACUUGAAGCAAACAUGAAAGCAUUUUUGCAUUUGUUAAGAGGAGAAAACCAGGAAAUUGAUGGAAACGGAAUUAUUCGGCCUGAUCCUUCCACACUAGCUCAUGAAAGCAAUGUGAGUGAGCAAAUACCUGAAGAUUUAGAUGGGCAAAGUCCAUCUAGGUAUGCAUCGAAGGAUUUGGGAAUGCCUGAUAUCACCACAGGCAACUCUCAUGGUAUAUCUGGAGGUGAUCUGCAGAAGAUCCAGGCAGAUUGUCUCGCUGCUGGUGCACUGCAGUUACUUUUGAAGCUCAAGAGGCACCUCAAGAUUGUAUACAGCCUAGACGAUGCCCGUUGCCAAGCAUUUUCUCCAAAUGAACCCCCAAAACCAGGGGACUUUCUCUCGAGACAGAAUAUGCCCUUCAACAUCAGUGAUGUUACCAUUGAUCCACCUAGCAAUUAUGAGGACUUGUUACAGAGAUACCAGGAAUUCAAGAAUGCAUUGAAGGAAGAUACUGUUGACUAUUCAACUUAUACAGCAAAUAUUAAGAGGAAACGCCCGCCUCCCAGAAGAGGUGGGAGGUCUGGACGUACAAUGGGUGGAGAUGAUGAAGAUGAUGAAAACGAUGAAGAUUGGGGAAGUGCAAUGAGACGGCUAAGUAACAGUGGCAGAAGAGCGUACAACAGCAGAAGUAGGCAGCGGAUGUAAAUACACACAGUUAAAGCUAACAUGUACAGUAGGUAGGAAGAAAGCGACAGGCUAGAGCAGCGACAGGAGAAGUCGAAAGUAAUUAAUGGAACGGAAUCAAAAGCAAACCUGAGAGGCCAGACUUUACCAGUUUUCGGUCCAAAGGAGCUUUCAGGAAGUUUGUCUUGUAAUUUUUAGGCUGAUUUCUAUUUGUAUUCCCAUUUUCCCCGACAUUCCAUUUGUUUUAGGUGAGAUGUUCAUGCAUUAUGGUUUAGAUAGUGUUGUUCCUCUGUCGGUUUUUAUGGGGUUAGUGGUGAAAGUUUUGAUGUUUUUUACUUUCUGAUAUAGUUGACCUCAGCAUUUACCAAAUAGAUUUGAAGUUUAGCCAUGGUUUAGUGGCAGUAUCUCUGGCUCUAUACAUUACAUUGUCCAUUUUUCUCAACGAGGUUUAUGGCUCUCUA